AUGGCAAUCACGAGACACUGGGGCCCCCGUUGGGGUGUGGGGCGUGGAAAGGAUGUUCACCGCCGGCACGGCCGGAAAUCCGCCACUUCGGCUCUCGAGGGAAUAGAGCGCUACGAGGUUCUACCAGAGCUCGGGCGGGCCCCGGAUGCGUCUGUAGUUGAGGGGUUUGACGGUGAAGGGGAAUGGGAGGUUAGAGAUGGGGUGAGAGGAGAGCGUCAACUGAUCGGGACGUGUCGGAGAGAUUCCGGGUUACAGCGGUUUCGGAUUCGUUCAUCCACGGGGGGUGGCCUGGCGAUUGGGUCGAGUUGGCAAGGGCAGGGGACCAGUGGGACUUGCUUGCUCGACGUUAAAGAGUUUGAUUCAAACCAUUCCUAUAUAGAAGAAGUUGAUUGUCCGAUUCUAGUGUGGUGCUCCGGCGGGCGAACCGCUACAAGAACUUCUAGUCUACACUCUACCACCAGCCCCUGCCGGGUGA
Messenger RNA from Tuber aestivum (summer truffle), 475 nucleotides. NCBI's taxonomy places the organism in Eukaryota, Fungi, Ascomycota, Pezizomycetes, Pezizales, Tuberaceae. The record is from the annotation of a GenBank genome assembly.